This is a messenger RNA of Megalops cyprinoides (Indo-Pacific tarpon), 537 nucleotides long. RefSeq names its product crystallin, gamma S3 (gene crygs3). Gene Ontology annotation, molecular function: structural constituent of eye lens. Gene Ontology annotation, biological process: visual perception; lens development in camera-type eye. The transcript has 3 exons. Lineage: Eukaryota; Metazoa; Chordata; Actinopteri; Elopiformes; Megalopidae. The record is from RefSeq and is a predicted model, not a curated record. Bases 1 to 537 code for a protein of 178 amino acids.
AUGGGGAAGGUAGGUGGCCAGAUCAUCUUCUAUGAGGACAGGAACUUCCAGGGGCGCGCCUAUGAGUGCAGCAGCGACUGCCCCGAACUCAGCUCCCACUUCAGCCGCUGCAACUCUGUCAGGGUGGAGAGCGGGGCCUGGGUCCUGUACGAGCGCCCCAACUACAUGGGGCACCAGUACAUCCUGACCCGGGGCGAGUACCCCGAGUACCAGCGCUGGAUGGGCUUCAACGAGACCAUCAGGUCCUGCCGCCUGAUCCGGACUGGAUCUGGCAUGCACAGACUCCGCAUCUAUGAUCAGCCUGAGUUCAAGGGUCAGAUGAUGGAGCUGAGCGACGACGUCCCCAUGCUCUCUGAACACUUCCGCCAGCGGGAGGUCCACUCCUGCAACGUGCUGGACGGUGCCUGGGUCUUCUACGAGCACCCCAACUACCGCGGACGCCAGUACCUGCUGGAGAAGGGCGAGUACCGCCGCUUCACUGACUGGAACGCCAUGCACCCCACCGUUGGCUCCAUCCGGCGCGUCGAGAAUUUUUAG